AUGGCUUACCAGGGAGGAGGAGGCGGAGGGGGCUACGGCGACGAGCACAGAGAUCACAACAUGUCACACGGCGGUGUAAGAGAAACCCCCCUCCUUCACUGCACCACCUCCUCCAUCCAUCCACACCCACAGUCACUAAUGAACCCUCAUCAGCAGCAACCCUUCCACGCGCCACCGCCGCAGCACGACAGCAGCGACGACGAACAAGAACGUUCCCUCUUACACGCCAACCCCAACGGCCCUUUCAACGGCCCCUUUGACGAACCGAUGAGCCGUGGACACACACCAGGUCUUAAUGAGCCCACGGGCUAUAGUCUCGAGGAGUCGUAUGUCGGCGGCAAUGGCUCCACGGGUUACAACAAUGGCUAUGACGAUCAGGCAUACAACAGUGGCACGCUUCAAAGUGCUUAUGAUCCUCCAGACCGCUCACCGAGCCCGUAUGCCAGGAGUGACACAGGCAGUACCGAGGCGUGGCGACAACGACAGGUCCCUGGUGGGCCUGCAGCGGCGGCGGGUGGCCUGAAGCGUAAUGCUACGCGUAAAGUUAAGCUGGUGCAGGGCGCUGUGCUGAGUGCCGACUACCCUGUCCCGUCCGCCAUCCAAAACGCAGUGCAAGCCAAAUACCGCAACGAUCUGGAGAGUGGGAGCGAGGAGUUCACACAUCUGCGAUACACCGCCGCCACUUGCGACCCGAACGACUUCACCCUCAAGAAUGGCUACAAUCUUCGGCCGGCCAUGUAUAACAGACAUACCGAGCUGCUGAUUGCCGUCACCUACUACAAUGAGGACAAGACUCUGACAGCACGUACCUUGCAUGGUGUCAUGCAGAACAUUCGCGAGAUUGUCAACUUGAAGAAGUCGGAGUUCUGGAAUAAAGGUGGACCGGCGUGGCAGAAGAUUGUCGUGUGCUUGGUCUUCGACGGUAUUGAUCCUUGCGACAAAGGCACGCUGGAUGUGCUGGCGACUGUUGGUGUCUACCAGGAUGGUAUCAUGAAAAAGGACAUUGACGGGAAAGAGACGGUGGCGCAUAUCUUCGAAUACACUACACAGCUCUCCGUGACGCCGAACCAGCAGCUCAUCCGGCCGCUUGACGAUGGCCCGUCGACCCUCCCACCAGUGCAAAUGAUGUUCUGCUUGAAGCAAAAGAACAGCAAGAAGAUCAACUCGCACAGAUGGCUCUUCACAGCCUUCGGCCGCAUCCUGAACCCGGAAGUCUGCAUCCUCCUCGACGCCGGCACGAAGCCCGGCCACAAAGCCCUCCUCGCCCUCUGGGAAGCCUUCUACAACGACAAAGACCUGGGCGGGGCCUGUGGUGAAAUCCACGCCUUGCUCGGCAAAGGCUGGAGGAACCUCCUCAAUCCCCUCGUCGCGAUCCAAAAUUUCGAGUACAAAAUCUCCAAUAUCCUCGACAAACCGCUCGAAUCCUCCUUCGGCUACGUCUCCGUGCUGCCCGGUGCUUUCUCCGCGUACCGUUUCCGCGCUAUCAUGGGCAGGCCACUGGAACAGUAUUUCCACGGCGAUCAUACGUUGUCCAAACAGCUCGGGCCGAAGGGAAUCGAGGGCAUGAAUAUCUUCAAGAAGAACAUGUUCUUGGCUGAAGACCGUAUCUUGUGUUUCGAGCUCGUGGCCAAGGCCGGCAGCAAAUGGCAUCUCACCUACGUCAAGGCCUCGAAGGGCGAGACUGAUGUGCCGGAAGGUGCUCCCGAGUUUAUUGGUCAACGUCGUCGAUGGCUCAAUGGGUCGUUCGCGGCUACACUCUACUCGCUCAUGCAUUUCUCCCGGAUGUACCGGUCUGGUCAUAACAUCAUUCGCAUGAUUUUCUUCCAUAUCCAGUUCAUCUACAACAUCAUGGUCACCUUCCUGAGUUGGUUCUCUCUUGUAAUCAUGGACCUGGUCGGCAACCCUAGCAGUACAAACAACAACCACGCCUUCCCCUUCGGCAACGAAGUGACCCCCAUCUUCAACACCGUUCUCAAAUACCUCUACCUGGCCUUCCUCCUCCUCCAAUUCAUCCUCGCCCUCGGCAACCGCCCCAAAGGAAGCAAAUGGUCCUACAUCAUCUCCUUCGCCCUCUUCGGCCUCAUCCAAAUCUACGUCAUCAUCCUCUCCCUCUACCUCGUCGUCCGCGCCUUCACCCACAAGGGCGCGGGAUCAACCGACAUCGACUUGAACGACGGCGCGGGCAAAUUCUUCCAAUCCUUCUUCGCCUCCACCAGCUCCGGCAUCAUCAUCAUCGCGCUCGCGGCGACCUUCGGUCUCUACUUCGUCGCUUCCUUCUUAUACCUCGACCCUUGGCACAUGUUCACGUCCUUCCCGCAAUACAUCGUCAUGAUGACCAGCUACAUCAACAUCCUAACCGUCUACGCCUACUGCAAUUGGCACGACGUCUCGUGGGGAACCAAGGGAGCCGAUAAAGCUGACGCCCUGCCCUCUGCCAAGACCGAGAAGGCGAGUGAUGGUAAGGGAGCCGUGAUCGAGGAAGUGGAUUUACCACAAGCGGACAUCGACUCCCAAUUCGAACAAACCGUCAAGCGCGCACUCACCCCUUACGCCCCUCCGAAGGAAGAAACGAAGAAAUCGCUCGAAGACAGCUAUAAGUCCUUCCGCACCCGGGUAGUCACGGCCUGGAUCUUCUCCAACGCCUUGUUAGCGGUGGCCAUCACGAGCGAUAGUUUCGACAAGUUCGGGUUCAGUUCGGGUGCUACGUCUCGGACGGCGAAUUUCUUCCGCGCGUUGCUUUGGGCGACGGCGGGGUUGUCGCUGGUGAGGUUUUUGGGGUGUUUGUGGUUUUUGGGGCGGAGUGGGUUGCUUUGUUGUUUUGCUCGGCGGUAG
Messenger RNA from Recurvomyces mirabilis, 2832 nucleotides. RefSeq names its product Chitin synthase, class 3. The transcript is spliced from 2 exons. The coding region runs from base 1 to 2832 and encodes 943 amino acids. The record is from RefSeq and is a predicted model, not a curated record. Gene Ontology annotation, cellular component: cell septum; cell periphery. NCBI's taxonomy places the organism in Eukaryota, Fungi, Ascomycota, Dothideomycetes, Mycosphaerellales, Teratosphaeriaceae. Gene Ontology annotation, molecular function: chitin synthase activity.